AUGGCAAGCCAGACCGAGGGAGGCGACCCAACCACGGCGAAGGAUCAAGCUGAGCCAAAGGUUCAGUUCGUGACCGCAAGACCCGACUCAUCCCAAGCGAGAAGCGAGAUUAAAUCAUUAAUUCGAGCCCACGCUUCUCGCGCCUCGUGGGCCAAGAUCAGGCAGGGCAAACACUCGAGGCAAGAGGGCAGUUCGCAGAUUGGCUCCGGCCGGCGCCCCGGCGUACAGCAACCCCGCGGGGCAAAUACCGGACUAGCGUCGCGUUCAAAUGACGAGCAGGAUAAAGAUAUUACCCACUUCGGGGAAACUGGUGGUCCCUCAGGCUCUCGACAAGUCGUGCGAUCUAGAAGGCCGAGCAUCACUAGAUCAUAUCCUGCCCCCAACCCUCUGCGUACAGUGGCUGCGGGGGAUAUUGACCCAUUUACGAGCUAUCCAUCGCGGCUGCCAAAAGAGAUAGCUACGCCUGUUAUUGCCCAAGUCAACCACUACUUCAAUACCAUGUUCCUCCCAGAUCCUGAUCGCUUGGAAGCGAGCACCUACAUCCGCCAUUGGAUAUCCUGGUACAUGAAUAACAGCGUCUUGUUCCAUGCUCUGUGCUACAGCCAAUUAGCCAGGCUGUCGGUCACCGAAGCUUCGGGCCUCAACCCCGUUAGUCAAAGGGCCAAAUGGUACUGCUAUUCGAUGGUGGUGGUGGAGGUCAAUAGACGAUUCAAUAAUGUUUCCACCCGAUGUUCCGACGAGAGUAUUCUUGCCGUGCUGGCAUUGGCAUUUCAUGGUGUCAGGUCGACACCCGGCAGCGAACAAGCACCCCGGUCACCCUCACAGGGUCCACUGAAUUCCAUGCAGGGCCUGGAUUUAUACUCAGGUCGACUAGAUCCCGUGCACAUGCACGUCCACGGUUUGGCAAAGAUGCUGGCCAUGCGGGGAGGUGUUGACGAGAUCCGGGCCCCGGGGUUGGCGGCAAUGCUCAGCUAUGGGGAAUUGAUUCUGGCAUCCCGAUCGCUGCAAAGACCGGCCUUGCGCUUUGUGCCAAUCGGAGAGUCUCCGGAGAGCACCCUAGCCACCGUCCACAGGCCAGGACAUCCUCUAGCCCAGCUCGGCACAGGCUUUCGGACGCUCUACAACGUUCUUCCGUCAGAAACGGCGCAGGAACUCUACGUCGUCGUCCUGCAGCUUUCGACGUAUCUGCUCGCGGUCGACGAUUAUAUCAUGGGUCGGCCGCAAGCCCAGAGCGUGUUGAUACUCGCGGACCAAAGGAACUUUGUCCAGCACAGCUUAAUGUCGUUGUACUCGAGCCCGAGGGACGAGACCACGUCCGGCGACCAAAUUUACCCACUUCGACAAGCCACCUGGUGCGCCGGGGUCGUGUACAGCCUGACCAGCAUCUUCCCCAUCCCCCGUGCGGGAGCGCUCUUCGCCAAGCUCGCCUCGCGGAUCAAGCAGCAUCUCAUAGCCACCACGUCGAGUGGCGAUGGCGGCCACCACGAAGGGAGUAAGUGGCGGGAAGCCGCGUCGCUGAUGCUGUGGAUCACGUUCAUGGGCCUCCUGGCAUCCACGGCCCACCCGGACAGCGAGGCCGAGAAGACGUGGUACAUUUCCGUCCUCGAGCGCCUCGUGCACCGGAUGCAGAUCUUGAGCUGGCAGCGCUUGAAGGACCAGCUGCUCAACUUCCUCUGGUUCCCCAGCACGAGCGACACCGACGGGCAGCGGCUGUGGAGGGAGAUCCACACGUCCAAUCCGUUCCGGGAGAGUUGA
Fonsecaea erecta is the source of this 1755-nucleotide messenger RNA. RefSeq lists its product as hypothetical. The transcript has 3 exons. NCBI's taxonomy places the organism in Eukaryota, Fungi, Ascomycota, Eurotiomycetes, Chaetothyriales, Herpotrichiellaceae. The record is from RefSeq and is a predicted model, not a curated record. Bases 1 to 1755 code for a protein of 584 amino acids.